This is a messenger RNA of Chelonus insularis, 1578 nucleotides long. RefSeq names its product ceramide synthase schlank (gene schlank). Gene Ontology annotation, molecular function: DNA binding; sphingosine N-acyltransferase activity. The transcript is spliced from 6 exons. The record is from RefSeq and is a predicted model, not a curated record. Gene Ontology annotation, biological process: ceramide biosynthetic process. The coding region runs from base 286 to 1407 and encodes 373 amino acids. NCBI's taxonomy places the organism in Eukaryota, Metazoa, Arthropoda, Insecta, Hymenoptera, Braconidae. Gene Ontology annotation, cellular component: membrane.
AUAGUCGGCUCACGACUCGUGAUUCGGAUCUUUUUAUUCGAGUGGUAUUCCUUGACUGUAGUCUGUUUUAAACGUACUAUAGGUCUUGGCUAAUAAUUAAACGGCGAUAACGGCGAGUGUUCAUUUAAGCCUUGGAAUAUUACUAACAGGGUGGAGUCGUUUUAUCUUCUUGAGACGAUUACUAAAUUAAAAUAAGAAACAGAAAAAAAAAGUGUUAACUUCUAACAUUUGAAUUAAACAUUAAUAAAUUACAUCAAUUUUACACGUGUGUCAGGAUCCCUAAUUAUGGAGAUCCUGAAAAAUAUAUCAUCAGCAUUUUGGUCGCCUGAUGUUUGGUUACCACCAAAUAUAACCUGGAAUGAUAUCGCUCCUAAUUCGGAAAAUAAGUAUGCAGAUUAUCGUCACCUUGCAUAUCCCAUUCCAAUGGCUCUCGGACUUCUAGUAGUGAGAUAUGCCUUAGAAAAAUUUUGUUUUUCUCCUUUUGGAUUAUCUAUUGGCAUAAAACCAACGAGAACUAAAAAAGCUGUUCCGAAUCCAUUAUUAGAGAAAGCUUAUUCUAAAAAAAUAAAACAUAAACAAAUAACUGCAUUAGCUAAGCAAUUAGAUUGGUCAGAGAGGCAAGUUGAAAGAUGGUUAAGAUUACGAAGAUCUCAAGAUAAACCUUCAACUCUGACGAAAUUUUGUGAGAACAGCUGGAGAUGUUUAUAUUACGUUCUAAUUUUCAUUUACGGUCUUGUCAUCUUAUGGGACAAACCGUGGCUGUGGGAUAUCAAGCAUUGUUAUUAUGGUUAUCCGUACCAUGCAGUGACAGAUGAUAUCUGGUGGUAUUACAUGAUCUCUAUGGCUUUUUAUUGGUCUUUGAGUAUAUCUCAAUUCUUCGAUGUAAAAAGAAAAGACUUUUGGCAAAUGUUCAUUCAUCACAAAGCUACUAUUAUUCUCAUGUGUUUCUCGUGGGUUGGAAAUCUUACGAGAAUUGGAUCUCUUGUACUAGUUGUGCAUGAUUGCGCAGAUAUUUUCUUAGAGGCUGCAAAAAUGGCCAAGUAUGCAAGCUAUCAAAAAACUUGCGAUGCUAUCUUUGGAAUAUUUACUGUGUUGUGGUUGAUAACACGUAUGGGAAUUUAUCCUUUAUGGAUUAUACAUAGCACUUCGAUAGCUGCUCCUAAAAUUGUACCAAUGUUUCCAGCAUAUUAUAUUUUCAACUCAUUAUUAAUUUUAUUGUUCAUAUUACAUGUAAUAUGGACACGUUUAAUUUUAAAAAUUGCUUAUAACGCAUUUUAUGCAGGCCAGAUGGAAGGCGAUAUUCGAAGUGACAGCAGUGAAGAAAUAUCAGAUGAAACUUCAAAUAAUGUCCAAGCAAACAACUCAGCAAGUAACCACUCUAAGAGUGCAAGUGAUAUGCAGCAUUAAUUGAUGUUUACGACAUGCUAUUAAGAUAUUACUCAAUGUCAAUAACAUUAAGAGGAUUUUAAACUAUAGGUAGGCAGUCACAAAUUGCUAUAUAAAAUUUUUCCUCCAAUAAUUAUAAUAAAUUCAUAACAUUGAUUCAAUAUUAGAAUUAAGAAAAAAAUGAACAAAAAA